AGCUCCUCUCUCACACUCCGGAGCAUAUCAUCAACUUGUGAAAGGUGAAGAAAACAGGACUGAUUUCUCCAUCACUUUAGCGGCCGCAGAGGCAACCGGGACGCGCACCGGCCGAACCAAUGGAGAAAUCCAAAAACUUUCGCAUCGACGCGCUUCUAGCAGUCGAUACACCCAAGGCGCAGACCUCACCGCUGGCACUUGUGACUUCCCUCUCCUCAUCCUCUGCCUCUUCAUCCUCCAUCCCGCAGUCAGGAGGCGGAGCGGCCCCGGAGCUCUCAGCCGCGGCCGAGUCUUUACGCGCCGAGACGCCGCCGUCUCCGCCGAGGGUUUCCACCUGCGGUCUGAUUCCCAAACCGGGGUUCCUGAACAGCGCGCACGGCAUGGUGGGACUACACCCGCAGAGCAGCGGGGGGAUCCCGGCGCAGGCUCUCUACGGCCAUCCCAUGUAUUCAUACUCCGCCGCUGCGCUCACGGGCCAACAUCCCGCACUGUCCUACUCCUACCCGCACGGCUCGCAUCACCACCACACCAGUGAUCCCAUUAAACUGACGGCCAGCACCUUCCAGCUGGACCACUGGCUGAGAAUGUCCACAGCUGGGAUGAUGCUCCCAAAAAUGUCCGAUUUUAAUGCUCAGACACAGUCCAACCUACUGGGCAAGUGCAGAAGACCGAGGACAGCAUUCACCAGUCAGCAGCUGCUGGAGCUGGAGCAUCAGUUCAAGCUGAACAAGUAUUUGUCAAGACCAAAGCGAUUCGAGGUGGCCACGUCGCUCAUGUUAACAGAAACUCAGGUAAAGAUUUGGUUCCAGAACAGACGCAUGAAAUGGAAGAGGAGCAAGAAAGCCAAAGAGCAGGCCGCUCAGGAGGCGGAGAAACUAAAAGGCACAAACAAGAGCGGCCAGGAGAAAUCAGACGGACUCGAUCAGUCGGAUUUUCACAGCAAGACAGAUUCAAAAAAUGGCAGGAUAAGAGACUUCAGGGACAGUGACGAUGAGGGCGACACUUUCCUCUACAACUCUUCGGAUUGCUCCUCGGAUGAAGAGCGGAAUCAAAACAGUGACGUCAGUCCGCAACCUAACUGAACUAACUGAAUAUGGGAAGAUUAAAUGUAAAAAAUAUAUAUAUAUGUUAAAAAUAAGCAUGUAAUCCAAACAUUUUCCAAUAAAAAUAACUUUAAAAAGCGACUCUGGUGUAAAAAAAAAAAAAAAAAAAGUGUGGAUGCGCUUAAAUGCGCAUCAACACUGCAUGAAUCUGUAAAGUGGGUCGAAAUUAUUGAGAUAUUGCAAAAAAAAAAAAAAAAAAAUGCAAAAACUGCAAAAAUAUUUUUCUAUGACGUAUUUAUACAAUAAACUACACAUAAAAUGCA
Messenger RNA from Cyprinodon tularosa, 1366 nucleotides. RefSeq names its product motor neuron and pancreas homeobox 1 (gene mnx1). Gene Ontology annotation, biological process: regulation of DNA-templated transcription; endocrine pancreas development; neuron projection morphogenesis. NCBI's taxonomy places the organism in Eukaryota, Metazoa, Chordata, Actinopteri, Cyprinodontiformes, Cyprinodontidae. The record is from RefSeq and is a predicted model, not a curated record. Gene Ontology annotation, cellular component: nucleus. Bases 120 to 1082 code for a protein of 320 amino acids. The transcript is spliced from 3 exons. Gene Ontology annotation, molecular function: DNA-binding transcription factor activity, RNA polymerase II-specific; sequence-specific double-stranded DNA binding.